UUGAAGAAAAAGCGUGUUGAGAGCCUUGCAAAAGAAAUUGAAGUCGAACUCUGUCGAACAAUCAGAGGUAAAUAUGUUUCUGGCAUCAUUGCAAAAUUGGUUGCCGAAAUUUUUGGUAAGGCAAUUAAAAUUCCAAAAGAAUUUGCCCAUAAAAUGAUGAUUGAUUAUACCUGGGGUAGAUAUUGCAGUGCUGAUGCGGCAUCUUUUUAUGCAAGAUUGAUGGCCGAGCGAAUCAUCGAAAAAUAUCAAAAUUAUCCAGAUCUACAAGAGAAGGCAGUUCCAAAACUAGAAAAGGUUGAAGAAGAACCUGUACCAGCGAGAAAUGAAAAUGAAGAUAAUCAAAAAACUGAAGAAAAGAUUCCAGAAACAAACCAAGAAAAGUUAAACAAAGAAAAAGAAGAAAAACUUCAAGAGAUGAAAGAAUCAAUGGAGCAAGCCGAUAAAGAUGGGUGCGCUGAAGUCAAAGAGCAUUCAGAAUCAAUUUCAUCAUCAGAAGAGAAAGAACAAAAUAAAUACUGUGAUUGUGCAGUCCAGACUAUUUUGACUGGUGAAAUUAUCGAACAACUGAUGAAGACCCAAAACAGAUUCUUUUUGCAAUGA
Molecule: messenger RNA, 600 nt
Organism: Trichomonas vaginalis G3
Lineage: Eukaryota; Parabasalia; Trichomonadida; Trichomonadidae
Exons: 1
Source: RefSeq, a predicted model, not a curated record